UCGCUCGCUGGCUAAACUCGCAGAAAAAGUUCCGUGUAAAGUUUUUGUUCAUGUGAAUGCGCGGAUUUUAAUAUUUUAUAGAUUUUUUUUACCUUCACGCACGGUUACCUAGGAAACCUUAUGGCGUGAAUGUGAAUCUCGGCAUAGAAACGCACAAAAAACAACAUGUACAUCGCUCUCCACCCAACAAGAGCCUGAGGGUCUGUAACCAUGUCGAAGCAGUUCACCAUCGACGAUGCCUUCUCAUUGGAGGGGGUGGAUGAAGGGGCGGGGCCAGACGAAGAGUUGGAUGGAUGGAAGGAUAGAGAGAGAGAGCGUGAUGGAGAGAUGACGUUCGGCCCUUUGACUUUCUCCAAACCGCAGAGUCUUCCGUCGUCCUCCACAGGAACGAUGGACCACAGCAACCUCAAAUACCAGAACUUGGAGAAUGAGGAGGUUUUGGGGAGUCCAGUAAACUCCACCUUCAACAACCUUUUUAAAAUCAGCGAUCCAGCUACACUCUCCUACUGCAGCUCUCAGUGGUCUUUCAGCACACUCAGCUCUGUUACACAACUUUCUGCACAUUGCUGCGGAUGGACGUCUCAUCCUUUAAUUAAAAAGAACAGGAGAGUGGUGCUUGCCUCAUUCCUUCUCCUCAUCACUGGAGUCGCCCUGAUUUUUACGGGUAUUGUCCUCGAACUAAACCCACAAGCAGAGGUUUCAAGUGCGAUUUUCUUUGUCUCGGGAUUCCUUCUCUUCAUUCCUGGGGUUUACCACGUCAUCUACAUAAGCUGUGCUGUUAGAGGGCGAAGAGGAUUCAAGUUCUUUUACCUGCCAUACUUUGAGAAAUAGUCUCUCUCUGUUUGUCCAAAGUCUUUUCUUUUUUUUUUUUUCACAAAAUACAGAAAUGAGAUAAAGCUCUAGAGGUAACGCUUUACAACAAAAUUCCCUUAAAUAAAAUUAGUUAAAUAUUCAUUAAUGUGAGCAAUAAUACACCAUUAAUAAGAUUAAAGUAGUUAACACUUGUAUUAACACCAUUGAUUAUUGUCCAAAAUUUUUCACAAGAUGUUUGUGCUGGUUUUUCUGUAGGAAUCACAACAUUUAAUCCCGCUGAGCUCCAAAAUGUAUAAUUUACUUAGUGUAGAUUUAUCUCGCAUAAUUGAUGGAAUAUGCAAGAAAUAAAACGCUCUGUUUUGGAUUGUUGGAAAAUACUUAACAUCUGGGUGGUGUGGUGCAGUUUGAAGCAGAGUUACUGUAACCAGCCUGAAAAUAAUUGAUUAAUUUUUUAUAUAACAGCACACCCUUAGGUGUUUAAUUUAUUCCCCUUAUUUUACAGCAAUUUAUCAAUUAUUAAAAUGUUUUUAUUUAUUAAUCAGUCAUAAUUUUAAUCCGGUUAUAGUUAUGUUUAAUGCCGAGGAAACAAGUUCCAAGUUCUUACUUACAUUAUAGCAGCUGUAACCAGCCAUCCAGGAACCAGCCAGAUUUUUUUUUUUGUUAUCCACUCGUUUUCUUUUUUAUUAAAAGGGGAAAAAACACGGCUUGAUUAUUAUUGAUGUAAGAAUUGAAUAUUUGAACAAUCGUUUAGCACAAGUGUUCAUUAAUUUAAUGAAACAUUAAUUCUAGUUUAAUGUUACCUAAUUCAAUAAGUAAUGUUUGUGAACCUAAAUGUAAAGCGUUGCUGCUGUAUUUGUGCAAUCGUUAUGUUAAAUCCUGUGAAAAGUUUUCUCAUUUUAGGAUGUAAUCUCAUAUCUUAUAUCCGAGUAGCUUUACUUUGCACAUUACAGAUCAUAGAUCCAGAUUCAGGAGCAGUCACACAGCGACUGAGCUGAAAUCACACUUCACUUUACUGAAACAUUUUAAAGUUUUUUUUAGAUUUUGUAGUUUAUUAGAUGUUGAACUUUUUUUUAACCCUAAAGCAAUGGCAUUGACUACAUUUCUGCUGUAGGAGCCGUUCAGGGAAAAAAAAGUUGGCUUUGUCGUGAAAAGAUGGGUGUAAAUUUUGAAAAGAUAUUGAUGAUGAGCCUUGUCAGAAAUCUUGAAUGAAGUGAUGAAGUACCAAGUUUCCUUUUCCUGCACUGUUUUUAAUCUCUAAUGAACUAAUACCACUACUAACACUUUGUACCACUCAGUGAAAUUCCAGCAUAUCUGCAUGGAAGAGUUAUUUUAUUCUUUGUGUGUGUGGUUAUUUUUUUAAAAUCAUUGUGACACUACAAUAAAACUUUUUUUUAAGGAA
Clarias gariepinus (North African catfish) is the source of this 2212-nucleotide messenger RNA. RefSeq names its product transmembrane protein 134 (gene tmem134). The transcript is spliced from 8 exons. The record is from RefSeq and is a predicted model, not a curated record. Lineage: Eukaryota; Metazoa; Chordata; Actinopteri; Siluriformes; Clariidae. Bases 211 to 831 code for a protein of 206 amino acids.